CGAGGAGUCAUCAGUCGCUCUCGUACCACCGAAGCGACCCAUCGAAGAGAUGCCCGAGUUUAAAUUAGCAGCAAUUCUGCUGCUGUACUUUUCAGCGAUGGCUCACUGUGGCGGCAACGAUCCCGAAGUCGUCACCCCAUUGGGUCGAAUCAGGGGGUCGCUGAUGUCCACCAGGAACAACAGGACCAUCUACGCGUUCAGAGGAAUUAGGUACGGGAAGUCAACGGAAGGCCCGAGACGUUUCAAGCAAGCCGAGCCCGUCGACGACCCAUGGACGGACACUUUCGAUGCGUCCAAGGAAGGACCGACUUGUCCUCGAAUCGACGAUCCCGCGUCAAGUAGCGAAGACUGUCUGAGACUCAACGUUUACUCCAACUGCCUGCCAGGAUCGGCAUGUGGGAUAAAACGGCCGGUGAUAGUUUUUUUCCAUCCGGGGGCCUUUUAUAUUUUUUCAGCCCAGAGUAAAGCCUUUGGACCCCAGUACUUCCUUGAUCAGGACAUUGUUCUGGUUACCGUCGGUUACAGAAUUGCUACGUUAGGAAUGAUCUCGACUGGCGAUGCCAGAGCACCGGGCAAUCUCGGGCUCAAGGACCAAGUAGUGGCUCUACGUUGGGUACGAGAUAACAUUGCCCCCUUUGGUGGUGACCCGAACUCUGUGACUAUAGCUGGGCACAGCGCAGGAUCGUGGAGUUGCAUUUUGCACAUGAUGUCUCCAAUGUCCGUGGGUCUGUUUCAUCGCGUCAUCGCAAUGAGUGGAUCUCCAACGACACCCGAGCCCCUCCCGACAGAACAGAAACAUCUGGUCAUAAAACAGGCUAGCUUUGUUGGAUGUCCUACAGAUAGUCUCGACGUGGCGUUUGAGUGUUUGAAGACUGUGCCGUUCCAGAAGUUGGCCGAUUCUUUGCCAAAGUUUGCGGAAUGGUACGGUGAUCCAGUUUUGAUUUGGUCGCCAGUUGUGGAACCAAAAAUCCCAGGAGUCGAACGAUUCUUGACAGCUCAGCCGGUUGACCUCAUCCGCCAGGGGAAGUUCCAACAUGUUCCAGUGAUGAUAGGCAUUACUAAGGACGAAUUUUCCGGAGCUCCUCUUCCUGCAUUGGAGCGGGCAAUGAAAGGAGAUGAUUCGAUCUAUCGAAACAUCACUGCAAAUUGGGAACACGCGGCACCGAUUAGUUUUCAAUACGAGCGAGAGACCGAGCGUUCCAAGUACAUUAGCAAAGAGCUGAAAAAAUUCUAUCUGAACGAUGAACCACUUACCGUGAAAAAUGGCAAAAAACUUGGACUCAUCUACGCAGAUUCGUUAAUUGGCUGGCCAGCACAUAGGGGAGCAAUGCUGUUGGCGGAAUACUCGAAAACGCCGGUCUACAACUAUCAAUUUACCUUCCAAGGCAGGUACAGCUUUGCCAUGUGGAAAGAUACCAAGAAACCUUAUGGUGUUGUACAUCAUGACGAUCUCCAGUAUCUUUUCUACAUGUCGUCCAGAUUUCCAUUCUUCACCGAAGAUUUUCCUGAGACUUAUAUGGUGAAGGUGUUGACUUCGAUUUGGAAAAGCUUUGCUGAUUCCGAUCAACCAAUACCAAAGCAUAAUGAACUUUUCAAAGGUGUUUCGUGGACACCUCUGGACCCAAAAAAAGAAAAUUAUCUCGAUGUUGGAGAUGAACUAAAGAUGAAAAAUAAAAUGUUCCCGGAAAGGUAUGCGCUUUGGGACAGGCUAUUCCCGUUGAAACCGAUUUUGUCAACCACAGCGUAAAGAAAAUUUUUUAUUUUGAACAUUUUGGCAUGUAUGGGCUCUUAAUUGCACAUACAAACUUUAUGUUGAGUUUAUCUUUUCGUGUUAUUUUGUAGGUACUUUAUUGGUUGCUAAAACUUGAAAUAAACUAUAAUCAACGUAAA
Messenger RNA from Copidosoma floridanum, 1890 nucleotides. RefSeq names its product esterase E4-like. The record is from RefSeq and is a predicted model, not a curated record. Lineage: Eukaryota; Metazoa; Arthropoda; Insecta; Hymenoptera; Encyrtidae.